AUGUGUGUUGACUACCGGGAUCUCAACCGAGUAAGCCCCAAGGAUAAUUUUCCACUGCCACAUAUUGACACAUUGGUUGACAAUACAGCUGGUCAUGCUCUUUUUUCCUUCAUGGAUGGUUUUUCAGGCAUGAUGAAACUGGAAGAAGAGAAAGAGCUAUUUACUAAUGCCCCAGUCUUGAUGGAGUCAACGGCUUUAACUGGAAGGAUGACAAGAUGGCAAAUGUUGUUGUCUGAAUUUGAUAUAGUCUAUAUGAAUAAAAAAGCGGUGAAAAGAAGUGUUAUUGCUGAUUUCCUAGCAUGCAGAGCAUUAGAAGACUAUAAGCCAAUGAAGUUUGAUUUCCCAAAUGAGGACUUAAUGAGUAUAUUCGUUGCGGAAUAA
Molecule: messenger RNA, 381 nt
Organism: Hibiscus syriacus
Lineage: Eukaryota; Viridiplantae; Streptophyta; Magnoliopsida; Malvales; Malvaceae
Exons: 2
Coding region: 1-381 (126 amino acids)
Source: RefSeq, a predicted model, not a curated record